CUAACUCAUUUGAGCGGGCAUUUUGAAAUUUUGCGGAUGAAUGCGUCAAACGCUGCUGCUGAGCUCAGCGCCACUGAGCAAAGGAUUAUUAGGAUAAAGUCGGAUAUAGAUCAGUUUGAAGAACUAUUCAGACGUGUCGUCAAUGGGUUUGGAGACACUAAAUACCUCAAUGAACAAUAUCACAAACUUAUCCUCACAACCAAGGAUUUAUCUUUUCAUUUGGAUACCCUGCAAAAAGCAAUUCAGCUGGGGUCACAAAUUCCCGAUCUGCGUGCUCGAGCUCGUACUUUAAAUUCUCAAGCCAUAAGUCAACUUGGACGUUUGCAAAAAUUGGGUAAUAGUGUUCAACAACAUGCCAAAAGUGAGACAAAAGUUGAAUCACUUAACAGUGAAGGAAAAUAUCCAUCUGUCAAUGACUUUGCAUUCAGUCAAGGUCCUUUAGAACAAAAGCAGAUAACUAUGGAAUCUAAAGCAGAUAUUCAAAGAGCACAUGAUAUGGAACAGUUGGAAUCGGAUAUUGUUCAAGUGAAUGAAUUAUUCACAACACUUGCCACUUAUAUUCAUGAUCAAGGAACUUUAGUUGAUUCAAUAGGAGAUAAUAUAGAAGUAGCCUAUGAACAGGUUCAAAGUGGUACAGAACAACUGACUACAGCGACGAAACAUCGAAAAUCAGCACGACGUAAAAAGUGUAUCUGUCUUGGAUUAGUCAUCCUGAUUUUAUUCAUUAUAGGCUUGGCUAUUGGAUUAUCCUUGAAACAAUGAUCGAUUGACUGAAUAGUGUUCAUAUACGCAUACAGUGAUACAAUCCGUUGUUUUUUCCUUGUUUUCUUGCUUCACCCCGCCAUUAACAUUAUUAUGUGAUUUGGAAUUUCUGUUAAUUUCUCUUUUUUUUAAUUAUUAUCAUUACUAUUAUUUGAUGAUUAGUUUGAUUUGUUCUCAAAAUUUAUUGAUUUCUCUAUCAUGAUUUCAUCAUCAUAUAUACACGCUGAAUGAAACGCAUACGCCGAAAGCACAACAGAACUACAACACACAAUGUCUUUCAAUGACUUACAAUUAUCUUUUUUCUUUUCUUUUUUUUCCUUUUUGGUCAUUGUUUCAUGGUUUUACUUUGUUUAUUUUUCACUUUUUGACUGACAGACAGACAGACCCCCCCCCACACACACACAAACAUACACUGACAGUAUUCCAUAAUAUUAUAAUAACUUCCAACAUUCUUCUAUGCU
Messenger RNA from Trichobilharzia szidati, 1223 nucleotides. Lineage: Eukaryota; Metazoa; Platyhelminthes; Trematoda; Strigeidida; Schistosomatidae. The record is from the annotation of a GenBank genome assembly.